This is a messenger RNA of Spinacia oleracea (spinach), 14230 nucleotides long. RefSeq lists its product as uncharacterized. Bases 12919 to 13878 code for a protein of 319 amino acids. The record is from RefSeq and is a predicted model, not a curated record. NCBI's taxonomy places the organism in Eukaryota, Viridiplantae, Streptophyta, Magnoliopsida, Caryophyllales, Amaranthaceae. The transcript has 8 exons.
ACUUUUAUAGCAACGUUUUAUGUCAAGCUUCUAAAAAUCGUAAAAUAAAAAAUAAAAUGGAAAAAUGACUAUUGCUUUUCCCUUCCAAGUUUUCAGAAUUCAAUAUCUCCCUAAACCCUUAAACAACCAUUUUUUUCGUUAUCAUUCAUCCCCUUACGUUCGAUCUCUUCAUCUUCGUUCUUUCAAGCAGGCGAAUUGGAGAAUGGGUCUCUUUUACUGGCGAUUAGGUCUCUUUCACUGGAGAUUGGGUCUGUGAAUUGCCAAUAAGAAAAGUUGGUAAUUUGCGUUUCGGAAUUAGCGAGAAAAACAAGGUCAACCCGGUCCAGCUUUGCAAGGGGAAGGGAUAAGGGGAAUCGAACUUGAGACCUCAAAGUCACAAGGAGAAACUCCAACCAACUACACCAAGUACAACUUCUAUACUUCUAUGUGUGAAAUUGAUAAUAGUGAAAAGAAAUAUUAGAAACGGAUCUAGAAAAUCCGUCUCUAAACUAGGGACGGAUUUAACAUUUCGUCUCUAAAUUAGGGACGGAUUUAAAAUUCCGUCUGUAAUUUAGAGAAAUUGCUAAAACACAUUAGGAACGGAUUUUAAAAUUCCGUUUCUAAUUUGCCCCUAACUUAGAGACGGAUUUUGAUAUCCGUCCCUAACUUAGAGACGGAUUUUGAAAUCCGUCCCAAACUUAAAGACGGAUUUUGAAAUCCGUCCCUAACUUAGAGACGGAUUUUGAAAUCCGUCCCUAAAUUAGAAAUGGAUUUUGAUAUCCGUCCUUAACUUAGAGACGGAUUUAUAAAUCGCUGGAUAAAAGUAGCGACUGAUUUACAAUAUUUGUCUCUAAAUAAAUUUAGAGACGGAUGAUGAGUAUUCCGUCUCUAAAUUAGAAACAGUUAUAAAUCCGCCUCUAUACGAGAUUUUUUUUGUAGUGAUGGUAUUUCUUACUCAAAUCUUAAACUUAGUUGUAGUUGCAUUAUGAUAUUUUUGUAGUUCAAGAUUUUGUCCCAUAAGAUAAUACAACAGUCUGUGAAAUGUAUCAACAUCAUUGCAAUGGAGAACACUACAUAAGCCUGCUUGUUUUAUAGCUUGGUCCCCAGGUUUAUUAGAAAGAAUAAAAGGACUUACUUUUGGUUGCUUAAAUUUUUAAACAUUCAGCUUGUUAGCCAGUGGAUAGUAUAGAUCUUUAAAUUUACUUGUUAGACUUUCUGAGUAGAAAUUCAAGUACCAAUUCAUGAUGUUGGUUUCCCAAGAUACACCUGAAAUACCAUGUCCAAAGGACAUUCAAAGUAAUGUGAGUUACUUAUGAUGUUGAGCCAUUCAAUUUCUAUAUAUUAUUGAUUCUAAAUUUUUUUAUUGCAAUUGAUUUUGUGAUUACGGUAUUGGAAUAAUUGCCUUUAUUCUGAUAACUAAACAUUACUGUGAGUAAAAAAAGAUUGUGGCAUUGUGUUAGUGAGGUAGCAUUCAAGAUCCCUAUUUGUAGCUCGUCUAUCAACCUUUUUACCAUAUUUUAAGAUUUUACAGUAAAAUACCUCAAUUGUUUGGUCUUUCUUUGUUAGACAUGAAUUGCAAAUGACAUAAAUGAUAUGAGUGGUCUGUUUUAAAAUAUUUUAUCUAUUGUAGCAGCUUUGCUAAAUUGUUGAUUGAAGUUGUUAAAAUUCACUGUUUAAGGUAACUUUGAUGCUUGAUGAGUUAUUUCUUGUGACUGUUGAAGUACUAACACUUAGAUGAAAUUUAAAUGUGUAGAUAUCUUAUGCGCUAAAGCCGGUAAGCCUGAUUAACUUUAUAUUUAUAAAGGAGUUAUCUAAAACCAAUUGUUCAUGGGAAAAAGCACACUAACUUUGAUACUUCAAGGCAGGAUGGUAAAGUUACGUGUAUGCACUGUUACAGUUCCUUAAUUGUUUUAUAUGAUUAAUUAUUGGUAUCUUAUACAUGGAAGAUUAUGGUAGCUGAGCUAGCAGUUGUGGCUAGAUCUGGCUUGCAUAUUUAUUGGUUCAAUAAGGUAUUCAUUUUCCCUUACUAUGAUCUUGAUUGGCUUUCUGUUACUUAUUGUACUUAUCAUGCAUUGCUGACCUGUUGUAAUAUGCCUCCCUAUAAUUUCAUAGUUGAGCACUUUCUCUUUGUUUACCAAUAAGCUCUACAUUACCCGACCUUAACUAACAAUACUACUUUCUUUUAUUUUCUUGAUAUAUAUAAUUUCACCCUUUAUUCCUUGGUUAAGCCGAUACAACCCGUGCCGAAGACUCCUUCGAGCAAUUACCUCAAGUGCCUACUUUACUUCAGUGCAAUCUAGUCCAUUUUUUUUUAUUAACAUACAUUGUUGUUUGAGUAUUAUGGGUUAGAUAUGGUUCACUUUCUGUAGACACCUUGUGUCUCCCCUCUGGGAUGAUGACGAUACCAUUAUCCUUACUAGGCGGUUGGAAUAACUCCAGGCGGAAAUCCCAAUUGCUAAGAACAUUUCCAAAAUUCAAAAUCCAAUUCUCGAGGCCGUUCCCCUUUCGGUUCUCGGUACAAAGCACAACUUUCAAAAUCCAAUUUCAAAAUCCAAGUACAAUCUCAUCUAGUAGACCAUCCAAUUGGUUUUACUAGGCCUUUUCCACUCAAAAUCAUAUAAGGCAAGUCAAGUUUGGGCGCCGACCCGCAAAACCGAGCAUGCCGGGUCCCGUCCCGUAAAACCGGAAUUCAAAACCCGAGAAAGACUUGUUUUUAGACGCAAAAUAAUGCCUUAACCUCCAAACAAAUACAAAACACCAAGCCUAGUACUAUUCGUACAAAGGUACUGUAGACACCUACUUUUGUCCCCAUUCCCGAAAGGGAAGGUUCGAUGAUGAAAACGUAAAUCUCCACUUGACAACGCAUCUCUUAUAAAAUAACGAAUUUCAAUCACCCUUUUCAUUUCACCAGAAGCCUGCUAUUUAUGGAAACCUGCUAAAAAUAGUAACUGCUGUAAAGGGUAGUUGCUAAAAGUAGUAAGAAUAAAAAGAUAGAAACCUGUCAGAAUUAGGUGUUGCACUCCAACAUAAAUCCUAAAAGAGAUAGAAAUUGUAAAAGGAAUUCUAUUCCUAUCGCAGUUCGAUAAAAGAGUUAACGUAUUAAUUAAACUCAUAACGAACCUAGAGUUCGUAAAGGGCCCAGACGCAUUCCGUCGUAAAUUGAUACGCACCAAAUAACUCGGAUUAAGUCUCUUAAUGAACUCCGUACUCUAGAGUCUAAUCUGACAAAGAAUUCUGCCAGACCCUAUUUUCAACGCCCAGCCCUGGGCGCCGAAGUCUUUGACGCCCAGAGCUGGGCGCCGAAAAUACCUGGGACGGAUUCUUUUCCUCAUCCGUUUCGUAUUCAAAUUCCUAAAAAUCUAUCUUUCUACGCCACUCUUUCCUAUAAAUAGACCCCUAAGUUCGACGUGAAAAAAACACAACAACACACAAUUAUAUUCUGAGUAUUGACUCUAAACCCCUAAGCCUAAGCCUCACGCUGCAAAACUGAUCACGCGUUCUGUCGCAAUCGAUCCAUAAAUCGAACAGAACGUAUCCCGUCCCAUAAUUUGAGAUUCGUUAAAUAAAAGGAGAAAUAGCAAAGUCAAAGUGGUUAGUUUUCUGAGAACCGUGACGCACCUCUCAAGGGUGUGUCGUAAUGUGUCCCUUUUCCAUGGUUUAAUUGCUUUCCUCGCCCUUUUAUGAACUGUUAAACUAACUAAAAUCUGAUUGUUCGAUUACGCUUAAUAAAUAUGAUAUUUUUGGGAAAUUGGAUUAUCAUGCUAGGUCCCUUUAAACAAUCUAAAUCAGAUAAUUGCGCUCGAUCUAGUACUAUAUGUUGCAUAUUGUUAAAAUCAACUCAGAUUAGUUUAAUAGUUAACGCAUGUCCCUUCAAUUAUUUAUGCUGAGCUAGUAAGGAUAUCCUGCCUCUGGAGUUAUCGAAGAGCGAGUACUCCUCUCGGUAGUUACAGUCCCCCGAAUCCUCAAUCUCUACCCUGCGGGUGUACGUUGAGCGAUCCCCACCACCACGGAUCACAAGGGAACCUACGGCCGUCGUGGUCAAACAUAAUUGCACUUCCUUUAUGUCACGAUAAUCGGGUUUUGUCAGUUUUUCUCAUUGUCGUUAAAAACUGAAUGGCGACUCCUAUAUUACUAGUCAAUUGGGUGUAAACUCACAGGAAAUCCAAUUACACUUGAUUUGACAAAAAAGAAGCGUCACACCCACGAGGGACGAGGUCACGCAUUAGGCUCGUGCUUUUUCAACCCUCUCACAGUGGCGACUCCACUGGGGAUAGUAAAGGAAAUACUCGUGCUUGUAGGUAAUCAAAAUAGCCGAAGGGUGAAACGAUCCUACCCCGCGUUUAUUUCCCAAUCAAGUUGGGUCGACCUGAAAAUCAGCAUAUUAAUGUGAACGGGCAGAACCGCAUAACGAAUCUUGGCUCUCUUGGUGUUUCAUCUCGGGAGUUGGGACUAAGGAUACCCAUCGCCAACCGGGGGGUGCAUACGCUUCGAAUGUUGUCCACUCAGCACUUUCGCUAGUAGUACACCCGUCCCAAACCCAAUCGCUCGCCCAUUAGGUCCCUCUCGCCUGCAUGCCCCCUUGGCUUGCACUUGCGGGUUGGCCUCUUGAGCGGAAUUCUUCUGCUGAAGACACUACCUCGACCGGGGCAUGUGUUGGAUCUACGAUAGAAGCGGUACCAAGCCAGGCGCAAAUAACUACCCAUAGAAGCCUAUCAUAAACUACAUGACAUAUUAUUAUUGCCUCAUGAUGGAAUGUUAGUUAUGUGUAGCAAAAUAUAUGAUUGUGUGUGACAAACUGUCCUAGAAAAACCAACGACCUUAAAAAUUGCCCAAACAUUCAUAAACCAAUCUGCCAAAGAGUUAUGCCGAAACACGUGUUCCGCAAACCCGAACGAUCGCCACAAAAAUAAGUGACGCUCAGGAUGGCCUGUAACGAAUCCCACAAACGCUGCACAACGCGUAAAGGACGUUAUUAGGCAAACACGCAAAAUCGAAGUCGCGUAAACAAAAGUAGACGCAAACAGAAAACGAGAACCAGCCAGGGACGCAUUUUCAACGCCCCUGGCUGGGCGCCCAAAUUUCUCACGCCCUACGCUGGGCGCUGAAGUUGCUGCCUGGCCUUUUGGUCAGGCACAGCAGCCUCGGUGCCCACACGUGAAGAAAAUACGUAGCAAAAAAAAAAAACUUUUCGAAAAAAUUUGCUGCGAGGGCGUAUGAAAAGGCACUCGGUUCUAAAAGCGACUAAAAAAAUAAAAAUAAAUAACUCUUUGUGUCGUCGUUAGGCCUCCUACGACGACAAUGCUCGGCUCCGAAAUCGAGCAUGCUAAUUAAAUGACCUUGAAUGUCACAUGGGCAAAGUAUUCAAAAAAUAAUGUUCAAAUAGAGUCUUCAAGGAAAAAUAAUGUUCGAAUAAAAAAAAUAAAUCAGAGUCUAGACUAGGCUAUGCCAAAAUACAAUCUAAAUCCUAAGUCUUAGUUGUCUUAUCCAUAGAAUCGGUCCUAAUGCUUGGUGUCGUUCUGCAAAUAAAAAGGUUAAAACAUAUUGAGUCUCCCUUCCUAACAUUUAAAUCAAUAAGCACCCAUAUGUAAUUGUCAUCCCUUGCUAAGAGUCUACGGCCUCAAUACUCUCUCUCACCGAUAAAAAGAAUAUAUUAUAGUAUUUGUAAAAUGGAAACGGUCACAUUCUGAAAAUCAUUCCCCCAUAGUCGCACAACCCCCAAAGUGAACCUAAGGUGUUAUUACCAUUGUCAAAGAAAAAAUUAAUGGCCCCAAGGCUUAUAAUCACAUUGGGUCACGACUAUCAUAGUCCUCUCGAGUCACUCGCUCCUUGAAAUACUACUAAGUACGGACUAAAAGAUUUUCCAUGAAUGCAACAUGACCAACCACGAAAAUACCCAAAUCGGCAUACCAUAAGGCUACCAUUGGGGUAAAGCAAUACACACUAAGAGAGAAGCCGCACUAAUGAUUCUAGUCUUGCAAAAAUAAAAAUUCGAUCUCCCCAAUUAACCACCUUGCCAACAUUAAGCAAAAUGGCGCAUGACAAAUGAACACCCAAGGGUUAAAAUCUAAAGUGUCAACCAACAAAAGUUAUGGUCCAAUUAGCCUAAGUCUGAGAGUCGCUUGGUCAAGUAUUAUAGGCUUAUGCCACGUCAUUAUUUUGAGUCUAGGCCACCUCCUUAUAUUCAUACACGGGUUACAAUCAGAAAAAUUAAUGAAAGUUCGAGUCUAAAUCACAACUUCCAAUUAAAUUCCGAAAACUGGAAUCUGAAAAGAAGCAAAAAAGUUAUUUUCGAUGUAAUUCUUUCGUUAAAUUUCAAUAAGGUAAAAACAACAUUUUGAAUCUACGCUAUUUGCACAUUUUAAGAAACGACUAAAUACGCUUGCAAAGUAAGACAAAAUUAAAGGUCCACCUUAGGCCAACUAAAAUUAAAGGUCCACCCUAGGCCUACUAAAAUUAAAGGUCCACUAUAGGCCUACCAAACGAGGCUCACUCAGUCUCGCCUCGUGACUCAAAGACCACAACCAUCUACCUUUUAGCCCAAACAAAAAAAUUGAUUGAAGGAUUUAUGUUGGGGAGAAAUCCCAAGCAAAAAGAAAAAAGAGAAAGAGAAAAGGGAGAGCGAAAAGAGCCAGGAAAUACUUAGCCCGUACCUCCCAAAGUGCGAAAUCUACCCAAGUAAACGAAGGAAAAGAAUUGAGUCAACCAAUCCAAAUCAUAAAAUUCUACGAUAUCUACCCUUUCCAAUCCUUAUGUUUUUAGACGCCUUCGCUCUGCGGCCCCUGUUCGGCUCAUCUAACCCAUCCAUGUUCUCAUUGCCAUAACCCAAGAAACCAUUACCUCGACUCUUGCAAACCACGCACGACCAUUGACACGUGCGUCAUACCCGUUAUUUCCAAAGCCCAAACCCAAUAUUACACCACCGUUAGCUUAAUGACCAUAUAACUUGUUUGAAUACAGCUUGUUGAUAUUCCCUUGAGCCGUCCCCAUGCUACUCAUUGGCCUUGGUUGAUGUAAACUCAUGACACUAGUUCGAGGCUGCAAAUUGUGAGCCCUAGCAAAUAUAAUCCUCAUGCUUGACCACUAGCUAUACAAAUUAUCCUAUCUCAUUCAACCCAUCUUUCAAACCGUCUUGAGUCACGAAUAUAAAAAAAAAAAAAAGACAAAUGAAAAGUACAAAAAAUGUAAAUAAUAUAAAAGCAAACUUUGCAAAGCGCCCCUAAAGUUAGUCUAAAAAGGAAAAGAAGCAUUUAGCGCACCAAAAAAAAGAUCCGCCCAGAAGUCAUUUUCAGCGCCCAGAGCUGGGCGCCGAAAUCUUUAGCGCCCCUGCUGGGGCACCGAAUCUUCUGCCUGCUAAAAUUUGUCCAGAAGUGCUAGUCAUUUUAUCCGCACAUACACGGAACAAUAACGAAUAGUUGGGGGGGUACAACACGUAUUCAGAUAUACGUACCACCAAAAAAAAAUAAAUACAUGUACUCAAUCAAAAAAAUAUAAAACAAAUUUUUGGUUUAUGGCAAGGCAGCAGAUUAAAUAAUAAAAAACUUCACUUAUUCUACCGUUUCAAAUAAUAUGUUUCCACCUCAGAACAUACUUAUCAAAUUCGGCAUUCUAAGAAACCAUUUUCUAGGCUAAGAACUACGCAAGACCUGAUUUCAAAUUAAAUCUAUUUAAGGCGGAUACGUAGGCAAUCCAUGAUUCGGUCCAACCAAUUUGCAAAAAUAUUAAAGCCUAUAGAAAAACAAGAAUAAAAAAUAGAAGUCCCUUAUUGAAAUUUAAUUACUUGCAACCCAAGUCGAAAGAAAAAUUUGAGUCAAAGGAAGAAUCCAAAUCAUCAAGAUGCCAAAACGAGCACACAUCGAAAAAUAAUAAGGGCACGUACCCUUGCCAGAAGGAGCACUCACACUCCUAGGCACUUAGCCAAGACUCAAAAGACCGCUUUGCCUCAAUUGAAUGGGGCUAGCGCAAGCGUCCAUGACCUCUAAAAUACUCGACUUGACCCUCCCUAAAGCAAACUAACUAAUUUAAAAACCUUCUUUCCCCACUAGACACAGUCAUAAUCGCCAACAAGUAGUAAAGGCAGUAAGCUUGCAAAGAAGAGGAUUUUUCUACGGCAUCGCCCCAUCGUUCCUUCGAACUCAGGGCACCCGUUCAUGGUAAUUCAAUUGCUUGCGAAUCCCCUUUGAAAAAGAAACAGACAUUGUCAAUAGGACUUGGCACUUAACCAAGGCUCACCCUACUCAGACAUGUAGCACGGACAUCUAAAAUCAAAAUCUAAAAGCAUAUCAUUAAUGGGAAGACAUAAUAGCAACUGGGGGCUAAAAAAUUGAAAUGAAAGAUCUAGGGAAAGAACUAGGUAUACCUUGACAUUUUGUGCAGACAUACACCAAGUAAAUCUAAGUCGAUUUGAAAACGGUUUAUAUUCCCGCAAAAAAUGGCCCUAAAAGCCUAAAGCAUAUGCCAAACGGGCACAAGUGUAUCUUGACGCCUGCACCCUGGCCUCCAGCAAAUCCUUAGAUAGCAUUCCAAAAAUCGUAACAGUAUUCUGAUUCACUCAUGUGAUCCUGUACGAACCCUUCUAUAAGUCAACUUGCCUAGGACACCUCAGAUUGUACAUAGUAGGACUCGGAUUUUUUAAUAAGUUUCAAAUAAAUUUCAAAGACUUUUUCGAACAUAAUAAAGUGUCGUUGGUUUAAAGCUAAGUAUGUGUUUAUCUCGAUAUUGCAAGUGAGUCAAAAAGAUUACUAAAUAUGAUUAUGGGUAAAGAAAGGCACCUAGCUUUUGGUCAAGGCAUACUUCAACAUGUGACUACCUUGACCAUGGCAAUGUCGCCUAAUACGACAUUUACAAGAGAAGUAGCAGAUCAUUACUCGAACGUACCUCGCACUAAACGAGUCUGGUUCAAACUAUUCAUGAUCCAUGUCACCAUGAAUGCAUAAAAACGUAUGCAAGGCAUUAUAGCACCAAGCCAAUCCCGUAGCUACAGUUGGAGGCUUGAGAAAAACACUCUAAAAAUGCUCGAAAUGACGAUUUCAUCGCAAAUUCUCGACAUUAAUGCUAUACAUAUGUCAUAGGGGCACAAUCCUAAGCUUUAAUCGCGUAAAACGAACCUUAGAGUGGCUACAACCCCUCCCAAAUUCUAAGCGCUACUUAUAAUAUAUAAAGUCACCCCACUAACAAGGGUAACUGAAAAUCGCGAGUCACCAAAACUCCGAUCAAACUACUGCACAUAACGUUCGCCCUACAAGCGCCCGUUACACAGUCUAUCUCGUUCCAAAACAAAAGCGAAAGAAAAAAAUCAAGGAUAAGAACUGUCAAAAUAUACCUGUGAGGGGGUCGAAAAAGCGCGAGGCUAAUGCGUGACCUGUCCCUCGUGGGUGUGACGAUUCUUUUUAUUCAAUCAAGUGUAAUUGGAUUUCCUGUGAGUAUACACCCAAUUGACUAGUAAUAUAGGAGUCGCCAUUCAAUUUUUAACGACAAUGAGAAAAACUGACAAAACCCGGUUAUCGUGACAUAAAGAGAGUGCAAUUAUGUUUGACCACGACGGUCGUAGGUUCCGUUGUGAUCCCUGGUGUGGGGAUCUCUCAAUAUACACCAUCAAGGUAGAGAUUGAGGGUUCGGGGGACUGUAACUACCGAGAGAAGUAAUUCGCUCGUCGAUAACUCCAGAGGCAUGAUAUCAUUACUAGCUCAGCAUAAAUAAUUGAAGGGGCAUGCGUUAACUAUUAAACUAAUCUAAAUUGAUUUUAGCAACAUGCAGCAUAUAAUACUAAUUCGAUCAUGAUUAUCUGAUUUAAAUAGCAUUAAGGGACCUAGCAUGAUAAUCCGAUUUCCCAAAAAUAUUAUAUUUAUUAGGCGUGAUAGAACAAUCAUAUUAGGUUAGUUUAACAGUUCAUAAAAAGGGGCGAGGAAAGCAGUUAAAUCAUCGAAGAGGGACACAUUACGACGCACCCUUAAGAGGUGCGUCAGGGUUCUCAGAAAACUAACCACUUUGACUUUGCUAUUUCUCCUUUUUAUUUAACGAAUCUCGAUUAUGGGACAGGAUACGUUCUGUUCGAUUUAUGAAUCUCGAUUAGGCUAAGGGGUUUAGAGUCAAUACUUAGAAUAUAUUAUGUGUUGUGUGUUUUCACGUCGAAACUAGGGGUCUAUUUAUAGGGAAGAGUUCGUGGAAAGAUAGAAUUGCAGAGUUCUAAUCCACAAAGAAUUAGGAAAAGAAACGUACCCAGGUAUUUUCAGCGCCCAGGCCUGGGCGCCGAAGAUUUCGGCGCCCAGAGCCAGGCGUUGAAAAUAGGGUCUGGGCAGUUUUUUUGUUUAGUCAGAUUUGGAUUCUAAAAUCCGUAGAGUUUGAGAUUAAUUUGAGUCUUUUAGCGCGUAUCAUUUUGUGAAGGAAUGCGUCUGGGCCCGUUACGAACUCUAGGCUCGUUAGGAUUUUAAUUAAUACGUAACUCUUAUUUCCGAAUCCUUUUAGGAAUAGGAUUCUCGCAGUUUUCUAUCUCAUUUAGAAUUUAUGUUGGAAUGCAACACCUAAUUCUGACAGGUUUCUAUCUUUUAUGAUUUGCCACUUUUAGAAGCUACCUUUUACAGCGGUUACUAUUUUUAGCAGGUUUUCAUAAAUAGCAAGUUUCGGGUGAAAUGAAAUGGGGAAUCGAGAUUCGUUUAUUUUAUAGGAGAUGCGUUGUCAAGUGGAGUUUUUAUGCUUUCAUCAUCGAACCUUUCCCUUGCGGGAAUGGGGACAAAAGUAGGUGUCUACAGUUAGCCCCCACUUUGAUUGAGUCUUGGAGUAAGACGAUGGUCAAAGUAUUAGACGGAGUGCGUCACACAAGUCAUGGUGUAUGUGACCUGUUUUGCGAGGGUCUCACGAGCCCCCGAGUGAUAACAUUUGACUUAAGGGUCAUCACUUGAAGUGUCGACAUAUCCCUCACGUGUCAUUGGGAUUUGUCAACUGAUAGUAUAGAAACUCCCUCACUUUUUCAUUGGAAGGAUCUAAAGAUGCGUAGAAACUCCCUCACUUUGUCAUUGGGAGUAACUACAGAUGUUUUCGAAAUUAAAGCUUUAAAGUGUAAUUGGGCCUGUCCAAGCCCAAUCACGAGGUAAAACGUUUUCUAAAGAUUCUCAUUUUCAGGGUUAGCUAAACGAGAAAACCCCCUUGUUUUUAUAGGAAGUAAAACGAAGGAAAAUCCAGUACCCUUGUUUUUAUAGGAAGUAAAACGAAGGAAAAUCCAGUAAAAGUUAUCGCUGCAGCGACUAAGGACCUGCGCUGUUAGUGACGCAGACCCCGCCCGCUGAAGGUGGGCGAGCCUGUCCUCUGAGGGGGACCCCCGGUCCGAUAGAAGUGGACGAAUCUGUUUGAUGUUUUUGAAAAUAAGGACCUACGCGGUUUGUGACGUAGACCCCGCCCGCUGAAGGUGGCGAACCUUGUCCGCUGAGGGUGGACACCCCGUCCACUGAAGUGGACGAAUCUGUUUGAAAUUGUUUUUUUUGAAAAUAAGGACCUACGCGGUUUGUGACGUAGACCCCGCCCGCUGAAGGUGGCGAACCUUGUCCGCUGAGGGUGGACACCCCGUCCGCUGAAGUGGACGAAUCUGUUUUGAAAUUUUAUUUUGUUUUGUUUUUUUUUGAAAAUAAGGACCUACGUGGUUUGCGCCGUAGACCCCUCCGGCUGAAGAUGGCGAGCCUAUUUUAAAUUUGAAGAAUUUAUUUUUCGAAAACAGAGGACCUGCGCGGCUAGUGACGCAGACCCCGCCCGGUGAGGGUGGGCGAGCCCAUUUUGAAUUUCUUAUUUUGCCUAUGUAGAAGGGCUUUUGUGAUUACAACCUGUUGGUGGGUCGUAAUUUUUCCUGAUUAGAUGUGUCCUAUAAGUGGGUCCACAUUGUGUAUAUUUUUUGUUUAACGAUAUUUUAUUUUAUUAUUUCUUAUUUAUUAUUAUUUUUUCAAAAUACCGUUUUUUGUCUUUUUUGGGAUAGAAAUAAGAUAACGGAUAUCUUUACAUAAAGUAGGGGAGCACGCGUGCCCGACAGCGAAUAUUCGCUGUCUGGGAAGCAUUUUCAGCGCCCAGGCCUGGGCGCGAGAAUUUCUAACGCCCAGAGCUGGGCGUUGAAAUGCGAAAGGGGGACUGGUCUUUAAAUUCGCGGACCGUCUCCUUCCUUUCCCAUUUCCGCCAUUUUCGCUCAAGCUCUCCACUUCUCUCUACUGAUCUUUGCUCGUUUCUUUCACUUUUCUUCACGAGUUCUACUCCAAAUCACUUCCUAACCUUCCCAAUCAUGUCUGACGAGUCGUUACCCCCUCCUGGCGGCCACGAAGUGCGUGGCAUGACGCGUCAGUCGACUGGCCCGGGUCCCCUAUGGGUGGGCCCUGAGUUUUACGAUGGUCGUGAUCUACACUACGACCUAGAGCACCAUGUGACCUCCCGCCUUCACGCGAGGAGACAGACUACGGUUCGCGGUUAUGGCGCCGCGACGAGCGAGACCAUUUUCAGCUAUCUGAGCUCGGACGCCCAGGCCUUGGUGAUGGCGAGCUCACUGUUUCCGGUGGUUGAGACCUUCUGGGAGAUACUGCGGCUCAACAUCUCCCUGUCCUUUCUGCGGUCGUUCAUGAGGUGGUGAUGGGAUACCACCAACACCUUCCAUUUUCCUUGGGACGAGAUGACGAUCACUCUUGAGAACUACACAGCUUUGACGGGUUUGACCUUUACAGGGGACCCCGUUCGUCUGAGGUCGGACGGCCCAUCGCCGACUGUUGCUGAGGGUACCAGGCUCCUGGGCUCGUGGAUGGGUAGUAGGUUACCUUCGUACCAGCCCCGUGGGAUACCUUUCGCUGACCUGAUGUGGGCUUUGGAGCACGGGGUAGAGGAGUCGCCUUCGAGACAGCUCGGCUGUUCUACCUCCAUUUUAUCACUUCCACUUUUCUAUCGGGUCCGACUGACACCUUUGACCCGAGGUGGAUAGGCAUGGUGGAGGACGUGUCUACACUGGGUGACUAUCGCUGGGGCGAUUUGGGCUAUGCGACACUUGUCGGCCAGAUGAGUUUGUCGGUGCGCGUCACGGACCCGAGUAUACGUCACUUUGUGAUUACAUUAGCGGGAGUGCCGCGUUUGAUCGAGCUGUGGGCCUUUGAGCACUUACCCUGGCUGGCUACCCGAAAGGGGCAGAGGCCUUUGGAGUUCCCUGCCGGUCGCCGUUGGGGUUGGAAGAAGAAGCUGACAGUGCGUCCGCCGCCCGAUACCGUGUGGGAUCUUAUCCGGGACGGGAACCCUAAGCAUGUGGUUUGGACCCCAUGGCUCUCUUUUAGGGGUACCCAUGCUUCGGUCAGGGAGAGUUAUGCCCUGAGCCAGAUGCGGGUCUUGUUCGUUGGCCGCCGGGACCCUGUCUGGUACCUAGGAAAGCGGGUACGUAUGCAGACGGUCGGGGUUUUUUCGGUGCCGAGGCCUCCGCCUGCGACCAUGCUGUCUACUCGCUCGAUAGGCGAGUCGUGGAGGGUCCACUCGAGGACUGGUGUGCCGGCGACAGAGUUGGUGGUAGAGGGAGCUAGCUAUUACCUGUUUAUCCAGGAUUCUUUUCGUCUCCCGGAGCCUGGCGCUGAGGGUCCUGACCCUUUGUUGGGGGGAUGGGUGCUUCCCGAUGCUCGGAUCUCGUAUACCGGAGAGAGUGGAUCCGAGAUUGUGGAGACUUUUCCGGAAGACCGGGUUUUCCAUGCUCCGCUCCCUGAGGGAGUAGAGGCGGUUCCGGCCCAUACGGCCAAUGCGAUGGUGGGAGUGAUCAACCGGUUAAAGUCCGCGUUGAUUCGAACUCGGUCUGCACUUUCUUGCAGGAGCCCCCACUCUACUCGGACGGCUACUGGGCGUGCUGGGGCCGACGACGCGGGUCCCUCGGGCGGGGGACACGGUCGUCGCGCGAGAGAGAGAGCAUAGCACUCGCCCAUACGGCAUCGCCGUUCUGACGCGGGGGCGAGUUCUUCCGGGGAGAGGUCCGAGCCGGAGCGUCGGCGACGUUCCGUGUCGGUGGCCCGAGAGCCUAGCCUCGAGUUGCAGUCGCAGCCUCAUUUUUGGGGUGACUCUGGCUGGGGUCCCUCAUACCACGGGGAGUGGAGUGGGUGGACCGGCGAGGCUUGGAGACAUGGAGCCGAUGACGAGUCUUAGGCUUACCUCCUUGCUUUAUGCAUAUUCAUUCUUGUGUUCCGCAUGUAUAUAUAUAAUUUUUGCGAUUUUUGGUGCAAGAAUGUUUUGAGCCUUCCGUGGGCUUUGUUUUAACAUAUUAUAGCAA